Messenger RNA from Dermatophagoides farinae (American house dust mite), 1510 nucleotides. Its product is annotated as germacrene A synthase. NCBI's taxonomy places the organism in Eukaryota, Metazoa, Arthropoda, Arachnida, Sarcoptiformes, Pyroglyphidae. Gene Ontology annotation, molecular function: terpene synthase activity. The record is from RefSeq and is a predicted model, not a curated record.
UAAUAACCAUAACCUAUCGAAGAAAGAAAAAAUAGCAAAUAAUUAUUGGCCUUGACGUUCUUUAUCAUGAUAAUGAACGGUGAGGAUUCAAAAUGAAAUCAACAACAACAACAACAAGAACAAGAAAAAAGGAUGGAAAAAAAUUUGAUCGAUAAACAUGAUUAAUGUGUCGUGUAUCUAUAUAUAUAUAAAAGGACAAGUAAACACAAAGGAAAUCAAAUCGUGAUUUGACAAUGCCGCAGCCAUCGAAUGUUGAAUAUUAUGAUCAAUUAGAUCGAUUAAAUUUCAUUUAUCCACAUUAUGAAAGUCCAUUUCCUGUGGUGAUAAAUCCAAACUAUUCCCAAUGGAUGAUACGAUACUGUUAUGAAUGGGCUAUUGAUAAUAGUGGACCAUUACGAAAACAUCAAGCAUUCGUUGAUUCAAUCCGUAAUUCUGAUCUUGGUCUUUAUUCAGCAUGUUGUUUUCCAUCGGCAAAUUUUCAUCGUUUAGAAAAAUUAAUGAAAUGGUGUACGAUGUUUUUUCUUGCCGAUGAUUAUCAUGAUGGUCUUAGCCGUAUACUAAGUAAUGGACAAAUUGAUUAUGGUAAUUUUUGGCAUCAAAUGAUCGAUAUGUUUGAUGGUAUAUUGACCGGCAAUCAAUGUAAUGAAUGGCCAGAUUUUAUAAAAGCCAUACAACGUGUGAUGAAAGAAACAUAUUUCGAUUAUACAAAACAACAGAUCAAUCGAUCAAUUAAAAUGUUUAAAGAUUAUAUAGCUGGUAAUAUAUUGGAAGAUGAAUGGACCACGAAUAAUAAUAAUGAUCAUAUGAGUAAUGGUAAUGGAACAAACGAAACAAUUAUUCCUAAUUGGGAUAGUUAUAUGAAAGCACGUCUUGGUUCAGUUGGUGGUCAGAUGACGUUACAAUUGAUUGAAUAUGCUAAAAAUAUAGCCCUUACUGAUCAUGAAUGGAACCAUCCAUUGAUGAAAUCAUUGAUUGAUGCUGUAUCCGAAGAAAUGAUCAUGGUUAAUGAUCAUCUAACAUUUCGUAAAGAGGUUGCUGAAGCCAAUUUUAAAUUUAGCCGUAUGAGACAUGCUUAUACUGUUCUAGUUCAUACUAAAGGUUUUACAUUACAAGAAGCUGUUAAUCAUGUACAUCAAUUAAUUCAAGAAAAAGAUACCUUUAUAUUCGAUCUAAUCGAUCAGAUUAUGCUUGAUCCUGUAUUGAAUUCCAGUACAGAAGCAUCAGAACGAUUACGGCUAUAUUUGGAAGGUGUAAAAGAAGUAUUGGGUGGUUAUUGGCGUUAUGCUGUACAAGCACGAAGAUAUCAUGGACAAAAUUUUCAAUUGGAUGCUAUACCACCUGGUGGACAUUUUUUAUAUGAUCAACAUCAAACAAUUAUACUUUUGAAUAAUAAAAACAAAUUAAAUAAUCAUCAUCAACAACAACAACAACAACAUUAUUAUGAAUGGUUAAAACCGGUACCGGAGAAUGUUCAACCAAAAUAAAUAAACAAAAUGUUAAUCUUGAUCAA